GUCCGUCCGUCCGUCCGUGCGUCCGUGCGGCGGCCGGGGGGCGCGGGGCGGGGUCGACGCGGGUUCGAGACCCGGCCAUGGCGGCGGCGGCCGCUCGGUGGCCCUGGGCCCUGCUGUGCCUGGCGGCGGCCCCGCUGUUGUGCCCCGCGGCGGCCGGCUUGUCUUGUUGUUACCAUGCAAAGGACAAUUUAAUGUGCCGUGAUGUCUGUGAACAGAUUUUGUCUUCUAAGAGUGACUCCCGUUUGAAGCACUUACUGCAACGAGCACCUGAGUAUUGUCCAGAAUCAAUGAGAGAAGUGUGGGGUUGUAUAAAUUCUUCUUUGCCAGGAGUUUUGAAGAAGUCUGAUGGGUGGGUUGGUUUAGGCUGCUGUGAGCUGGCUAUUGCUGUGGAGUGUCGGCAAGCGUGUAAGCAGGCUUCUGCAAAAAAUGACAUUUUAAAGGUCUGCAGGAAGGAAUAUGAGGAGGUUGGCCAGUAUGGGUUGAAGGAGAACGGGAGAGGAAAGAAUGCACUCUUUAGUUGUAUUAACAGAAAUGAAAUGGGGUCAGUCUGUUGCAGUUAUGCAGGUCACCAUACAAACUGCCGGGAAUAUUGCCAAGCGAUUUUUCGGACAGACUCCUCUCCUGGUCCCUCACAAAUUAAAGCAGUUGAAAAUUACUGUGCAUCUAUCAGCCCUCAGCUUAUACACUGCGUGAAUAACUACACACAGUCGUAUCCAAUGAGAAACCCUACAGACAGUUUGUAUUGCUGUGAUAGAGCAGAAGACUAUGCGUGUCAGACUGCUUGUAAAAGAAUUCUAAUGUCAAUGAAGACAGAGCUUGAAAUUGUUGAUGGACUUAUAGAAGGCUGUAAAACCAUGCCUCUCCCUCAGGACCCACUUUGGCAAUGUUUUCUUGAGAGUUCAAGAUCUGUUCACCCCGGAGUCACUGUGCACCCUCCACCUUCAACAGGCCUCGAUGGAGCUAAGCUCCAUUGCUGUUCUAAAGCAAAUUCUUCCACAUGUAGAGAGCUCUGCACUAAACUUUAUAGCACGAGCUGGGGCAAUUCACAGAGCUGGCAAGAAUUUGAUCGCUUUUGUGAGUAUAAUGCAGUUGAAGUUUCCAUGUUGACCUGUUUAGCAGAUGUACGAGAACCUUGUCAGCUGGGCUGUAGAAAUCUUACUUACUGCACUAAUUUUAAUAACAGACCAACAGAACUAUUUAGAAGCUGCAAUACUCAGUCAGACCAGGGAGCCAUGAAUGACAUGAAGCUGUGGGAAAAAGGGAGUAUUAAGAUGCCUUUCAUAAAUAUUCCUGUGCUUGAUAUUAAAAAAUGCCAACCAGAAAUGUGGAAGGCAAUUGCCUGCUCCCUGCAGAUUAAACCUUGUCACAGCAAAUCCAGAGGAAGUAUUAUCUGCAAAUCAGAUUGUGUGGAAAUACUGAAGAAGUGUGGAGAUCAUAAUAAAUUCCCUGAAGGUCACUCAGCUGAGAGUAUUUGUGAGCUCUUAUCUCCAACAGACGACUUGGAGAACUGUAUACCCUUGGAUACUUAUCUGAGUCCAAGUUCUUUAGGCAACAUUGUAGAAGAUGUCACACAUCCAUGUAAUCCAAACCCAUGUGCAGCUAAUCAGCUGUGUGAAGUAAAUAGGAAAGGAUGUCAAUCUGGAGAGCUGUGUCUUCCAUAUUUGUGUGUGCCAGGCUGCAAAUUGGGAGAAGCCUCUGAUUUUAUUGUCAGACAAGGUACACUUAUCCAAGUUCCAUCCUCAGCUGGUGAUGUUGGCUGUUACAAGAUUUGUACCUGUGGGCACAGUGGCUUGCUGGAGAACUGUAUGGAAAUGCGUUGUGUUGACCUCCAGAAAUCAUGCAUUGUUGGAGGACAAAGGAAAAGCCAUGGAGCGUCCUUUAAUAUAGAUUGCAAUGUCUGUUCCUGUUUUGCUGGAAACUUGAUUUGUUCCACACGUCAGUGUCUAACUGAGCACAGCUCAGAGGAUGAACGCCGGAAGUUUACAGGUUUGCCCUGUAACUGUGUGGACCAGUUUGUCCCAGUCUGUGGCCAGAAUGGGCGCACGUAUCCCAGUGCGUGCAUAGCUCGCUGCGUUGGGCUCCAGGACAACCAGUUUGAAUUUGGAUCGUGUAUUUCCAAGGAUCCUUGCAACCCAAACCCUUGUAAUAAAAAUCAAAGGUGCAUACCAAAGAAACAAGUUUGCUUGACCAGUUUUGAGAAGUUUGAAUGCAGCCAGCAUGAAUGUGUGCCAAGGCAGUUAAAUUGUGACCAGACACGGGAUCCUGUUUGUGACACAGACAAUGUGGAAUACACUAACUUGUGUACUUUGUACCAAAAAGGAAAAAGUUUGGCAUACCGAGGACCAUGCCAGCCCUUCUGCAGGUCACUGGAGCCCGUGUGCGGGCACAACGGGGAGACCUACAGCAGCGUCUGCGCCGCCUACGCCGACCGCGUGGCCGUGGACUACCAGGGGCGCUGCCAGGCCGUGGGCGCGCUCUCCGACUACGGCUUCCACUCCGAGUGCGCCUUCGUCAGGUGUCCCCAGCUCUCUGCCACCGGCUGCAAACCCGUCCUUGCGCCAGGAGCCUGCUGUCCACUGUGUGCUGGAAUGCUGAGAAUCUUAUAUGACAAAGACAAGCUGGAUAAUUUUGCAAGGGUAACAGAUAAAAAGCCGAUAACGGUACUUGACAUACUUGAAAAAAUCCGCCUGCAUGUGUCAGUGCCACAGUGUGAUGUGUUUGGAUACUUAAGCAUAGAAUCUGAAAUUGUGAUUCUCAUCAUUCCUGUGGAUCAGAAUCCCAAACCAUUGCAGAUUGAAGCCUGCAAUAAAGAGGCAGAAAAGAUCGAGUCUCUGAUCAAUUCGGACAGCCCAACACUAGCAUCACACGUGCCACUGUCAGCUCUAAUUGCAUCUCAAGUACAAGUUUCAUUUAGCGUUUCUUCUUCUUCUGCUCAAGUGGUGCCUGCUCUGCACUCCCUGUUCAUAAGCCUUCUAUUCACCUUGUCAUCAGCAUUGAGAUACUGCAUAUAACUGCUUGGGAAAUGUGCACGAGCAUUGUGGCAUUCAUGUUGUGAAGGACAUUUGGAGUUGUUGAUCACUGAACUAGAAAACAAAAAACCUGCAAGAUUUGAACUUGCAUUUUUCAAUGAAGGACUAAAAGUAUUUGAAUAAUGUGAAAAGAUUAUUCUCUUAUUCAUAACUAGUCAGAUGACUGUUUCAGCACAAUCAGAUUGUUUUCCAUGGAUCUUGGAAACAUAAAUAUGCUCUGGAAGGUUCUGACAUUAUGGAUUUAUGAUUUUGAGGAGAAGGGAUCUUAUGGGGUUUUUUCAGCCGUGAACUAAACAGUGUUUUGAGUUUACUGAAGAAUGCUAAUUUUAUAUUAUUCAGAUGCAUAUCAAAGAAAGCAUGCACCUAUUUUAAACAUCAUUUUUGGAAGAAACAGAUUGCUGCUACUUGAUUACCUUACCAAAAAUUUAAGAGUUUAUUCUCAUGUAAAUAUGCUUUCAUAUUUUAUUAUGAAGAAAACAAACUAGCCCUGGGCCUAUUUCAGUAGACAUCUUUCCUUGGACUAGUGAAGACUUGCAGGACUUUUGGCUCACUGCUUGUAAAAUGACAAUCAAGCUCUAUGCUAGUACCUGACUUCAGUGAAGAGAUGUGUUCUUUUUAUAGUUUUGUACAUUUCAGAAUCUCAUAUUGGAUGCAAAAUAUAAAGAAUCUCAGUAUCUAUAUUUAAGUGCCAUUUAAAAUAUUGCGGUAUUUGCAUGUUAUCUAAUGAAAUUUAUACUUUAAAUGUUUAUACAAACAGUAUGUUUUAUUACUUAUUAUAUUUUAUGCACCUGACUUUACAUGAAGUAUUUUAUAUCAGUAUUAUGAUAGCCAAGUUUUGAAGUAUAUACAGAAAAACUUAUUUUUGCCAAAAUGCUGAACUUUGAAAGAAAGCACUGAAAACUUUUUUGAACAUGUAUGUUGCAGCAUGUUUGUAGCAAUUAUUUUCUGCUGAAUCUUUUAAAUGCAAAAGCAUUAAAGCUUUUUAUUUUAAUAAA
Onychostruthus taczanowskii (white-rumped snowfinch) is the source of this 4024-nucleotide messenger RNA. It is a transcript of the gene RECK, whose product is annotated as reversion inducing cysteine rich protein with kazal motifs. Gene Ontology annotation, biological process: extracellular matrix organization; blood vessel maturation; sprouting angiogenesis. Lineage: Eukaryota; Metazoa; Chordata; Aves; Passeriformes; Passeridae. The record is from RefSeq and is a predicted model, not a curated record. Gene Ontology annotation, cellular component: plasma membrane. Bases 78 to 3011 code for a protein of 977 amino acids. Gene Ontology annotation, molecular function: protein binding; metalloendopeptidase inhibitor activity. The transcript has 22 exons.